AAAAAACUCUUAAGACUUUAGAUAAGAUUAAUUUGUGAUCAUCUGAACUGAAUGGAAAACAAAAAAUGCGUACCUCAUGUGUUGGUCGUUCCUUAUCCAAGUCAAGGCCAUGUCAACCCUAUGCUUGAAUUUUGCAAACGCCUUGCUUUCUAUGGCCUCAAAACCACUUUUGCCAACACCGUCUUCAUCUCCAAAUCCUUCAACCCUACUCCAUCUCCCUCCGUCCAAUUCGACACCAUCUCCGACGGCUUCGACGAUGGCGGCUUUGCUCAGGCUGCUAAUGCCGCCGACUACUUAGCCCGGAUGGUAGCCGCCGGCUCCAAAACCCUAGCUGAGCUCAUAACGAGGCACAACAACUCCUCCAACCCUAUAGACUUUGUGGUGUACGACCCCUUCUUACCAUGGGCUCUGGACGUGGCCAAGCGGUUCGAUUUAGCCGGAGCUGCCUUCUUCACUCAGUCAUGCACCGUCAACUAUGUGUAUUAUUGUGUUCAUCACGGAGUGUUGAAGCUCCCCAUUUCUUCGUUCCCCGUCGCCGUCGACGGCUUUCGGUUUCUCGGUGGCCUUGAAGACAUGCCGUCCUUCAUUGGAGUGGAGGGUUCUUAUCCGGCUUACUUUGAGAUGGUUUUGAGCCAGUUUUCGAAUACUCACCAAGCUGAUUUCGUCCUCGUCAAUUCCGUCUACGAGUGGGAGGAAGAGGUGGUGAAUUCUAUGUCAAAAGUAAGCCCGUUGCUCACAAUUGGGCCAACAAUUCCCUCAAUAUACCUAGACAACCGCAUCAAAGAAGACAAGGAAUACGGCCUUGAUCUAUUUACGGCAGACUCAUCUCUUUCCAUCAGCAAUUGGCUCAACAGUAAGCCCGAAAAAUCUGUUGUUUAUGUCUCCUUUGGAAGUAUGGCAAACUUAAGUGUCAAGCAAAUGGAGGAGCUUGCCUUGGGACUCAAAGCCACAAACUUGUUCUUCCUUUGGGUGGUUAGGGCUUCUGAAGAGCCAAAGCUUCCUCACAACUUUGCCCAAGAGACGCGCGAGUUUGGAUUGAUAGUGAAAUGGUGUGCUCAAAUGGAAGUUCUUUCGCACCCUUCUGUUGGGUGUUUUUUCACACAUUGUGGAUGGAACUCCACAGUUGAGGCUCUCAGUUUGGGAGUGCCAAUGGUGGGAAUGCCACAAUGGACCGACCAACCCACCGAUGCGAAACUUAUUGAGCAUCUGUGGAAGGUUGGAGUAAGAGUUAAAGUUGGCGAGGAUGGGAUUGUGGGGAGAAAAGAGAUUGAGCAUUGCAUUUGGCAAGUUUUGGAGGGUGAUAGGGGAACAGAAAUAAGAAAGAAUGCUAAGAAAUGGAGGAACUUGGCUUUGCAAGCAAUUAGUGAUGGUGGCAGUUCCGACAAGAACAUUCGUGAAUUUAUAUCAAAGCUAAUAUGAUCACUCUGAAAAUUAUACUAGCUAGUCAAUGAUUUACCUCUUGCAUAGUCACUACGUGUGUAUUCAUUAUGUCAAAGCUAAAUAACCAGUACUCUAUAUGCGGUGUGUUUAUAUCAAAGUUGUGUAAUUAUGAAUGUAUUG
This is a messenger RNA of Morus notabilis, 1560 nucleotides long. RefSeq names its product UDP-glycosyltransferase 74F2. Gene Ontology annotation, molecular function: UDP-glycosyltransferase activity. Lineage: Eukaryota; Viridiplantae; Streptophyta; Magnoliopsida; Rosales; Moraceae. The record is from RefSeq and is a predicted model, not a curated record. Bases 52 to 1419 code for a protein of 455 amino acids. The transcript is spliced from 2 exons.